AUGGCAAAAUGGGAACUGACGUCGAUUCGGUCCACGGUCGGAGCUCCAUCGGGUAUAACUGGAGUUUUGUCAUUAAUGCAGUAUUCAGUAUUUGGGUCAAUAUUAACAAUUGGUGCAAUGCUUGGUGCAAUCACUGCGGGACGGAUUGCAGAUCUUCUAGGCCGCAAAGGAGCCAUGAGGCUAUCAUCUGUAAUAUGCUCUGCUGGAUGGUUAGCAAUCUACCUUGCUAAGGAACCGAUGGUGCUAUAUUUGGGGAGAUUUUUGUCAGGUUAUAGCAUUGGCAUUAUUUCGUACGUGGUUCCUAUGUUCGUUGGAGAGAUAUCGCCAAAUAAAUUGCGAGGGGCACUAUCCUCUACUAAUCAGCUCUCAAUUGUAAUUGGUUUAUCCGCCGUCUACGUGAUUGGUGCCUUCGUCGGGUGGAGGAUUCUAGCUUUACUAGGAGUUGUACCAUGUGGCCUGCUGUUUUUGGGUCUCUUCUUCAUCCCCGAGUCUCCAAGAUGGCUGGCUAUGAAUGGAGAAGAAGAAGAAUUUGAAGCAGCUCUAAGAAAGCUAAGAGGGAAACAUGCUGACAUUUCAUAUGAAAGGUCCACUAUACAAGAGUAUUUGACCAUUCUUCAAACGCUCCCCAAAGUCACCUUUCUAAACUUGUUCGACAGAUCCAAUUAUCGAGCAGUUAUUAUAUCUGUUGGGUUGAUGGCGUUCCAGCAGUUUGUGGGAAUUAACGGAAUUGUUUUCUAUUCUACUGAAAUUUUCAAAUCAGCAGGUUUUAAUCCCAGACUGGGAACGAUACUUUUUGGUGUUCUACAGGUGGGAGUCACUGCAGGGGGUGCACUUUUGAUAGAUAGAGCUGGUAGAAGACCCCUUCUAAUGAUGUCUGCGUCUGGUUUGCUGUUGGGGAAUCUACUAAUUGCAUUUUCAUUCUUUUUAAAGGCUCAUUCUGUGGCACCAACUCUAGUCCCCAACCUUGCAAUUCUUGGCGUUUUGGUCUACAUAGCCUUCUUUUCAAUAGGAAUGGGGGCAGGUCCUUGGCUCAUUAUGAGUGAGGUAUUUCCAUUACAUGUAAAGGGAUUAGGUGGAGGUUUAGUGACAUUGAUGAAUUGGUUUGGUUCUUGGGUUAUUUCUUACACCUUCAACUUUCUCAUGUUGUGGAGUUCACAUGGAACGUUUUUCCUAUAUGCAUUUGUUUGCCUACUUGCUACGAUCUUCAUCUACCAAAUGGUCCCUGAAACAAAAGGCAGAAGGCUCGAAGAAAUUCACGCUUCACUCAAUUCAUGAGCUGAAAGUAAUCAAGGAGGAAAGAGGAAUUUGAUUUCUAUUAAAAAUGCGACGCUUACAUUUGGCCUCAUAAUAUUUGGUCGAGUGAUAAUUUUUGAAGAAAUUGGAAGGAAUUGAAAGGAUGUUGCACGCCAACUAAGUCUGUAUAGUACUAGCAUUGAAAAAUUAAUACCACAAAAAAAAAAGGAAAAAGAAUUGAAGAAUUAAAGAUAUCUUCUUCGAUUCACUAAAAUUUCUUAGAAUAAAUCAAAGUAAAGUUGUAAUACCCUUGCCAAUUAUAUAAUUGAUUGUACUAAUUAAUUAUGAAAGAGGUGUUUUACAUGUGGUUGAA
Nicotiana attenuata is the source of this 1606-nucleotide messenger RNA. RefSeq names its product sugar transporter ERD6-like 8. NCBI's taxonomy places the organism in Eukaryota, Viridiplantae, Streptophyta, Magnoliopsida, Solanales, Solanaceae. Gene Ontology annotation, biological process: carbohydrate transport; transmembrane transport. The transcript is spliced from 17 exons. The record is from RefSeq and is a predicted model, not a curated record. Gene Ontology annotation, molecular function: sugar transmembrane transporter activity. Gene Ontology annotation, cellular component: membrane. Bases 1 to 1275 code for a protein of 424 amino acids.